GUAGACCGCUCCAGCCCAAGUCAAACACUGGUUACACCACCCCAUUCCCGAAAAUGGAUCGCUCCUUCAGACACUGAGUCACGUGGCCUGCUAUAUAAAGCAGGCAGACAAGCAGGCAAGCAACCAGCUAUACUGUUCGAUUGAACGUUACAAUGGGUAAAACGAGUGACUUAAGGGACUUUGAGCGUGGUAUGAUCGUAGGUGCCAGGCGCGCGGGAUCAAGUGUCUCAGAAACGGCCGCCCUCCUGGGCUUUUCACGCACGACAGUUUCUAGGGUUUACCGAGAAUGGUGUGACAAACAAAAAACAUCCAGUCAGCGGCAGUCGUGUGGGCGAAAACAACUAGUUGAUGAGAGAGGUAGAAUGAGAAUGGAAAGAAUCGUGAAAGCUAACAGGCGGGCCACAAACAGACAAAUAACAGCGCAGUACAACAGUGGUGCGCAGAACGGCAUCUCGGAACGCACAACUCGUCGAUCCUUGUCACGGAUGGGCUACAGCAGCAGACGACCACGUCGUGCAAAUGAGGAGUGGAAAAACAUCGCCUGUGUAGAUACGGUACGGGAACUUGUCCUUGACAACUGUAGCUCAAAUGAAGGAAAAAUCGAAGGCCUCACAGCGGAAUUUGUCAGUCUGGAAUUCCUCAGUUUGAUAAACGUUGGUUUAAUCUCUGCCUCCAAUCUUCCCAAACUUGAGAAACUCAAGAAGUUGGAACUCAGUGACAACAGAAUCUCUGGUGGCCUUGACGUGUUAGCAGAGAAACUCCCCAACCUCACACAUCUAAAUCUAAGCGGAAACAAACUGAAAGACAUCAGCACGUUGGAACCUUUGAAAAAGCUGGAUAGCCUGAAGUCUCUAGACUUGUUCAACUGUGAGGUGACCAACCUGAACGACUACAGGGAGAGUGUGUUCAAGCUGCUCCCUCAGCUCACCUACCUGGACGGGUACGACGUGGAGGACCGGGAGGCAUCCGACUCGGACGGAGAGGUGGCCGGUGACGAGGAAGGGAAUGAGGAUGGAAAGGAGGAACACUUUGACAAGGACUGUGAUGAAGAGGGAGUAGUAGUAGGAGAGGAGGAGGAGGAGGAAGACCGCGGCAUUGAUGAUGAGGACAACGAUGAAGAUGAAGUCGAGGCUGUCCAAGGAGAGAAGAGAAAACGAGAGCCUGACGACGAUUACGAGCAAAAAAUGAAAGCAUAGCGUUACCAACUCCUUCCCUCUCCAAUAGCAGUUACAUAGGAUGAGCCGUGACUGAGUAACAGUCUGAUGGUCUGGAGAUGGAAGUUGUUUUUCAGUCUCUCGUUCCCAGCACUGUCUUUGCCUUCUAGAUGGUAGCGGGUUGAACAGGCCAUGGCUCAGGUCCUUGAUGAUCUUCUUGGCCUGUGACACUGGGUGCUGUAAAUGUCCUGGAGGGUAGACAGUGUGCCCCCUGGUGAUGUGUUGGGCUAACCUCAUCACCCUCUGGAGAGCCUUGCGGUUGCAAACUGUGCAAUUGCCGUACCAGGCGGUGAUGCAGUCGGACAGGAUGCUCUCAAUGGUGCAUCUGUAGAAGAUUGUGAGGGUAUUAGGGGUCAAACCAAAUUUCUUCAGCCUUGUCAUAUGUUUUUUUCAUACUGAACGCAGCCCUGGAGAUUUCUACCCCCAAACUAAUGAAAAUAAAAUGGUGACACCAUGAAAAUAUAAUUUUCCCCAUCCAAAAAUGAGCCAAACAAUAUAUUGGUCCAUAUUAUCAUGCUGGUGUUAUUUGGCAAUAAGCCCCCCCCCCCCAUGCCUCCUCACCUCCCUCAAUUUAACAAACUGCUAUUAUUGUUACACACAAAUGGUAUAAGAAUACCUUCCAUAUUGAAAUAAAGGAGAAAAAUGGCUUACUGCUGUGCAAUUUCUAUCAAUAAGGAAAUGGGAUGGUACCAUUUCAUGAGUGCUUUUCCCCCAAAUGAGGAGAGGUUGCUGCUGGUCAGUCUGAGACUGGCAGGCUGCUCAUGUUUAAGGGAAGGGCUACUUUUAAAAAACGACACGUUACGAGCUACAAAAAAAUGUCUGGCUUUCAAACAGGCACGUUCUUCCCUGCACCUCUUCUCCGGGUCCUUAGUGUACGUAGUGUGCCCCCCUCCAAUUUAGUUUUAUAUUUUUCUGAGUGGCUGUUUGAUUUAUGUAAAUACCUGAAAAUGUUUGUUUAGCAACGAUCAACAACAACAGGGGUGUUUCUACAAGUAUUUCAUUUUCAAUAAAUUUACAGGCAUUUCUAAA
This is a messenger RNA of Oncorhynchus masou masou (cherry salmon), 2243 nucleotides long. RefSeq names its product acidic leucine-rich nuclear phosphoprotein 32 family member B-like. The record is from RefSeq and is a predicted model, not a curated record. Gene Ontology annotation, cellular component: nucleus. Gene Ontology annotation, molecular function: histone binding. The transcript has 7 exons. NCBI's taxonomy places the organism in Eukaryota, Metazoa, Chordata, Actinopteri, Salmoniformes, Salmonidae. Bases 153 to 1196 code for a protein of 347 amino acids. Gene Ontology annotation, biological process: regulation of apoptotic process.